This is a messenger RNA of Cercocebus atys (sooty mangabey), 1919 nucleotides long. RefSeq names its product mitochondrial ribosomal protein L9 (gene MRPL9). NCBI's taxonomy places the organism in Eukaryota, Metazoa, Chordata, Mammalia, Primates, Cercopithecidae. The record is from RefSeq and is a predicted model, not a curated record. Gene Ontology annotation, biological process: translation. Gene Ontology annotation, molecular function: structural constituent of ribosome. The transcript has 7 exons. Gene Ontology annotation, cellular component: mitochondrion; ribosome. The coding region runs from base 721 to 1524 and encodes 267 amino acids.
AUCAGCAGAGGAGACUGAAGAAGACCGGUGUCCCGGAGGCCACGUAAAGUGUAUUUAGCAGGAAGGAGGACUGGUCAGUAUGUUUAAGGGCCAGUCUUUCCAUAAUCUCUGCCAAACGGACCUUCUUUCAUCCAAUUUUUAUGGUCUUCUGUCCAGUACUGAGACCCUCCCCAGAGGGAACUGUCGGGGCCCUACCAUAGUUGCUUUUUUUCUAUGGCUUACACAGCUUGUAAUUUAGAAUUCUCCUUUAUUAGCUUAAAUACUGCAGUGUAAUGAUUAAGGGUUAGGCUCUUCCUGGAGCUGGCAGAAUUUUCCAAGGGAUGCCAUCCUUUACUACUUUUAGGUAGAUUUGAAGUAAGGAAAAGUGAGAGCAUCAUUCAUUCUCCCGUCAGUAACCAGUCAUCACAAAACGUCAGAAUUAAAAGUUACCCCAGCAACUAGAGCUAAAGCAAAGCCCACACUUUCCAGAGGAAGAGCGUCUUUUCCGGCGUCAGUCCACCUAACACAUUCCAUUAUCAGUCAGUUUCUGGGCGUCCCUCCCCUCUGCCAAAAAGAAAAAAUAGGCAAGCCGCACUGCCAUCUGUCCCCCGGCCCACUCCCCAUCCACCAGCUCAGCCCAGACCAAAGCCGCCCCGGCGCGCCGCAGGCAGCCCUGGCGGGGGCCUUUCCUGCUGCCCGACGCUGGGGUCCUCCCUUAGGUCUCAUUCUGUGCCUGCGAACAUGGCGGCGCUCGUGGUCACGGCUCCGGGCAGAGCUCUGCUACGGGCGGGCACUGAGCGGCUGCUGCGGGGAGGUAUCCAGGAGCUACUGCGGCCGCGACAUGAAGGGAACUCCCCUGGCCUGGCGCGCGACUUCAGCGUCUCUCAAAAUCGGGGCACGGUCAUCGUGGAGCGCUGGUGGAAGGUACCGCUGGCCGGGGAGGGCCGGAAGCCGCGCCUGCACCGGCGACAUCGCGUCUAUAAGCUGGUGGAGGACACGAAGCAUCGGCCCAAGGAAAACCUGGAGCUCAUCCUCACGCAGUCGGUGGAGAAUAUUGGAGUCCGGGGUGACCUGGUGUCAGUGAGGAAAUCUUUGGGCCGGAAUGGACUCCUUCCUCAGGGACUGGCUGUAUAUGCAACCCCUGAAAACAAGAAGCUGUUUGAAGAGGAGAAAUCGCUGAGACAAGAAGGAAAAUUAGAGAAGCUCCAGACCAAGGCAGGUGAAGCGACAGUGAAAUUUCUAAAAAGCUGUCGCCUGGAGGUAGGAAUGAAGAACAAUGUCAAAUGGGAGCUGAACCCUGAAAUAGUUGCCCGCCACUUCUUCAAGAAUCUUGGUGUUGUGGUUGCCCCACAUACAUUAAAGUUACCAGAAGAGCCUAUCACACGGUGGGGCGAGUAUUGGUGUGAGGUGACGGUAAAUGGGCUUGAUACUAUAAGAGUGCCUAUGUCUGUGGUGAACUUUGAGAAGCCCAAGACCAAAAGGUAUAAGUACUGGUUAGCUCAGCAAACUGCCAAGCGCAUGGCCCCCACCAGCCCCCAGAUCUAAAUCUCUCCCUCCAAGACAGCAAAGCAGAAUCAGGAGCAGUGGAGCAGAAAUGGGCAAGCACUUUGAUCUCACUCCCGGUUCUGACCAAAUGCAGAAUUUUAGAGAACAUCUGAAGACAUCAGACUGCACUGCGUAUACAUGUUGAAUUCUUCAUUUUCGCCAUCUUUAACUAUCGUCGCUGGGGCAGUCUUGUUCCAGAAGUACCAGGCUGUAGAUUUGAUAAGCCAGAUACAAUAGACCGAAACUAUCCAAAACCUGUUUAGCUUCUUUCUCCAUUGGAGUUUAUUGGGACAAACAGAAGAACCAGCCAUUGUCUCCAGUACUUGCCACAUUCUCAUCAUCCAAACUGAACAUUUGUAUCCCAAGCAGACAUAAAGAGAUUAUGUUCUUUUUAA